Molecule: messenger RNA, 669 nt
Organism: Ambispora leptoticha
Lineage: Eukaryota; Fungi; Glomeromycota; Glomeromycetes; Archaeosporales; Ambisporaceae
Source: the annotation of a GenBank genome assembly
AUGGCAUCGAUGUAUCGGCAUAUAGAAUCUUAUAAACAACAAGAGGAACGUUGGCCCGAUAAAGGUCGGCAUAUCAUAGCCAACUGGUCCGAUGAAACAGUGUUAGUCUAUCAAGCAUUUAGUCCAUCAAUUGCUGAUUACGCCAUACAAAAUCAAAAAUUAGGAGGCCCCGAUUUUUCAACCACACGAAUGACAUGGAUAAAACCAAAUUUCACUUGGAUGAUGCAUCGAUCAAAAUGGGCAACAAAAGUUAACCAGGAACGUAUCCUCGGAAUUCAUAUAACACAUUCAGGUUUUCUCGAAAUUCUAAGGGCGGCAGUUUCGUCAACAUAUAAUCAGUGUUUUGGACACUAUGAGAACCAGGAAGAAUGGAAACGAGAUGUUGAACAAUCAGAUGUUAUUUUUCAGUGGGAUCCUGAUUAUAAUUUGGAUGACGUGAAAUUACAAAGACGAGCCAUUCAAUUGGGAAUCCGUGGUAAAAUGUUAAAUCAAUUUUUGGAAGAUUUUGUUGUGAGAAUCGAGGAUAUGACACCAUUCGUCAGAGAGACCUUUCAGGAAAAAUUGAGAAUUGAUGAUGAAGGAGGUGAUACUGGUGAUCUUUGCAUUAUCGCCGAAAGACUUUAUUCUCCAUUGCCUGAUGAUGUGAAGUCUCGCUUGGGUGUAUCGUAG